GUUCCAUAAAUGCAGCUACCUAGCUUUCCCAUUUGCAUUUCCUCUUUACCCUUUCACCUUCCCAUUUCAAAUACAGCAAUGCAGCUACCGGAAAAAAGAGAUCCAAAGUUCUCUCUUGUACAGAACUUUUCCCCUAAAUGGCAUCCAAAUCCACCCUUCCCCUGUUUCUUCCCCUGCUUCCCCUGUUUCUGCAGAUUCUCAUUCCCAACUCUCAUUCUGCCCCUCUUUCUUUCGACUUCUACGCCGCCUCCUGCCCCGCCGCCGAAUUAAUCGUCGCCAACACCGUCCGAUCAGCUUCCGCCCAAGACCCAUCCAUCCCCGGCAAGCUCCUCCGCCUCCUCUUCCACGACUGCUUCGUCGACGGCUGCGACGGAUCCGUCCUCCUCAAAGGCAACUCAACCGAACGAACCGACCCAGCUAACCAAUCCCUCGGCGGGUUCGAAGUCAUCGACUCUGCCAAAUCGGUGCUCGAAAUCUUCUGCCCGGCCACCGUCUCCUGCGCCGACAUCCUCGCCCUCGCCGCCAGAGACGCCGUCGCGUUCUCCGGCGGGCCGGCGACCCAAAUCCCCACGGGGAGGAGAGAUUCCAAAUCCUCCUCGGCCCAAAGCGUCAGGCCCAAUAUAGUGGAUACAAGCUUCACGAUGGCACAAAUGGGCCGGAUCUUCUCCUCCAAGGGCCUGUCUCUUCUCGACCUCGUUGUUCUCUCGGGGGCCCAUACCAUCGGGUCGGCCCACUGCGGCGCGUUUAGCGACCGGUUCGAGUCAGAUUCCAAGGGGAAGCUGAAGCUCGUUGAUUCUGCCUCUCUCGAUCCUAAUUACGCGAGCGAUCUGAUUAAGAAAUGUCCCGCCGGCGGAGAUACGAACCCUAAAGUCACCGUCGCUAACGAUCCCCAGACGUCGAAUCUGUUUGAUAAUCAGUAUUAUCGGAAUCUGGUGGCGCGCAGGGGAUUGUUUCAGUCGGAUUCUGUUCUGGUGGACGACGAGAGGACGAGGAGAAUUGUGGAGGAGAUGGCGGGGGAUCAGGAGAGGUUUUUCGAGGCGUGGAGCGGGUCCUUUGUGAAGCUCGCUGGGAUUGGAGUGAAGACUGGGGAGGGAGAAGGGGAAGUUCGAGCUUCCUGUUCGGCUGUCAAUGGCGUGGUGUGAAAAAGCAGAGAGCCUCAAAUUGUGCAGUUUUCUGGUGUUUUUCUCGUUCUGGAAAAUUGAAAGUUAGUAACUUUUGCACAUAUCAUAGCUUGCUUGUAUUGAACGUGCUGGGAUGGAGCGCGUGCUGACGUCGAAGGAUUGUAAUUUUGCGUGUUUCGAGUUGUUAGAUUAAUGAUUGAACGAUGUUAGCUCGUGCUGAGUGGGGACUAAAUCGAAGAACAGGUAUCCAUGUGGGUUGGUUGAUUGAGUAUGAAACCAAUAACCCGCAGCAAAGAAAAAUAAGGCAAGGUAAUGAAACGAAUUCACAUCUUCCAAAUUGUCCUACGUUUUCCUCUUUUCUGCCUAUCAUGCAUUCAUGAAUAUGUUAGCCAUUUCUUUAUCCUUCCUCUACAAUUGGUUUGAUUCCAUUCGGAUUCAAGCAGGCUUAAAUUAACAAUUAGAACGAAACUUCUUUAUCAAGUAUCAAAUCUAGUUAAAAUAUGUUCAUAUUAAGUCGGAAAUCUAAACGAAAGGACCGAGGAAAUGAAGGUGGAAUGUUUCGAAGCCUAGUAGUCAAGUAGUUGGUACUUGGCAGAGGCAAAAGUUUUGACAAUUAUAAUACUUUUUAUAUUCUAUCACAAGUUUUACACUUUGUACAUAUCAUCGUCACUUGUAUCAAACAUGCAAGAACUAAGUGCGUGCUGACGUUGUAGAAUUGUAAUUUCGUCUGUGUCGAGUUGUUAGAUGAAUGAUGAUGUCAGCCGGUGCUAAGCGUUCUAAAUCUUAUCGUAAGAAGUGAAAGCGGGAUCUAAAUCGAAGACAGCCAUCCAUGUAGGUUGGUUGAUUGAGUAUGAAACCAAUCACCCACAGCUAAGAAAAACAAGGCAAGGCAGUGAAGUCACAUCUUCCAAAUUGUCCUGCCUUUUCCUCUUUCUGCCUAUCAUCCAUUCAUGAUAUCUUAACCAUUUCCUUAUCCAUCCACUACUAUUGGUUUGAUUCCAUUCGGAUUCGAGCAGGUUUAAAUUCACAAAUAGAACGAAACUCUUUUUAUCAAGUCUCAAUUGUAAUUACAAUAUCUUCAUAUUGAGUUAGAAAUCUAAACGAAAGGACCGAGAAAAAAUGAAGGUGGAAUGUUUCGAAGCCUACUAGUCAAGUAAUUGACGGAGGCAAAGCCUUGAGCUCUUGACAGUUAUCAGUGAAUUUGCCACUACGAAUUGUGCUGCUUUAUCGAAUCAAUGGUUUAAAGCUCUUCGUCCUCUCACGUGGAGUCAAGAUGAUGACCUGCUUGGUCUCAAUAGUUCUGAUAUCAUGUCAUAAACCGUUUUGAGUUUUCAUGUUCGACCGCAGUAAUCCGUUAUCAGAAGCAAGCUACUACAUUGGCCACUUGACCGCGUCCUGCCAGCUCAAUCCACCAGCUCAUUGUGGGCAAAUGGCAAGGAUGUCUUGUCCAAAGUAGGGUGAAGCAAAAGGAGAUUAACGUAGUACUGUUGUAAUUAGUUAGCAACAGAUAAUUGAUUGGCCUUUGUGGGAUCUCAAUUCUCAGAAAGGCCAAAACUGAAAUGUCAACUGCGCAAUCAUAGUUGUCUGUGUUGUAGAUUCCAGCUUUGCUUCCACCACUCACUCACUCACCAAAACUGUGGCCUACACAGCACAGCCGAUUAGUAUAUUCCUCCACUCCACACCUAUCAGGAUUCCCAACGAAAGAAAGAAAGAAAGAAAGGCAGUUCUCCAUCAAUCAAGCCGCCCCAUGGGCCAUGGCAAUGUCGAAUAACCCAGAUUCCGAAUGAAUCUGAUAUCUGGAAUAGGUAUCCGGCGUUUCGGGAACAUCCGAUAAAAUUAGAACUACAAC
Messenger RNA from Linum trigynum, 2970 nucleotides. Lineage: Eukaryota; Viridiplantae; Streptophyta; Magnoliopsida; Malpighiales; Linaceae. The record is from the annotation of a GenBank genome assembly.